Messenger RNA from Dendronephthya gigantea, 1455 nucleotides. RefSeq lists its product as uncharacterized. The record is from RefSeq and is a predicted model, not a curated record. The coding region runs from base 138 to 1289 and encodes 383 amino acids. The transcript is spliced from 4 exons. NCBI's taxonomy places the organism in Eukaryota, Metazoa, Cnidaria, Anthozoa, Malacalcyonacea, Nephtheidae.
UAAUGAAGUUUAUACGAGCCUAAUAACUAUUUGGAAACCAUAGAGAGAGAUUUGAGAUAUUGACAUAUUUCAGUAAAGUUUCGUUUAUCCUAAACGCACGAUAUGUUGUUUCAAACAACGGUGAAAAUGCGUGGAAUAUGAUGCUUCGACUACAGCAGCACAAGAGAAGUUACAUUGUAACCUCAAGAAAAGACAAAGAAGCUGAAAUGAACAACAAGAUUUUGGAAAGCGUGAAUUCCUUAAUGCAUGAGGAUAAAGCGAAAACGCAAAGGGCAUUUGAUGAAGUCGCUCCAUUAGUCAACGAAGUAUUUCACGCGCUGGCAAACUACGAUAUAAGAUUUGAGUUCAGCGAGCUGUCUCUUGAUUCGUGCAAGGUUGAGAAGAUUAUGGAGAAGGAGUACACCAUUUUGUGCCCUUUGAAGGAACUACCUGAAGAACAUUUGAGAUUGGAGGGGAAAAAUUCUACCGGAGCAUUGGCUGUAAGAUUAAGCCGGACAUACGAGGACAGCAUUGAUAAGGUUUCCUGGGAAGACAUCAGUUUACCACCAGAUGAAAAAGGAUGUCGAUAUUUCAGCACAACCAGGCUACUUCAGGUUCUCAUUGCAAGACUUAAACAUGCCAUUCAUGAUGUCAUUCCUACUGAUGGCGAAAACAACGAUAAAGAGAAAUCCUUGAGUUGUAAACAGAAAAACGACAUGGUCUAUCUUGAAGUUAAGGUGUCCGACUGCUGUCAUCGAUUUAAUUUACUCCCCUGUGUUCCUCUCAACGAAGGAAUCAUGAAGUCUUUAUCCAUGGACAGCAGAAUCACAAGAAUUACAAAACAUAUGAAAAUAGAAACAACGGAAACUGCUUACCUUGUCGCCAAACCUUUACAAAAACAUCCUGAGAAACUGUGGCGUAUAACAGUUAAUAACAUUGAAGAAAGUAUAGUUCGCCAGAUAUUUGAUUCAACUGAAUGCGGAAAUCAUUGUCUUUUUGCUCUUACUCAUAUGAACGAGCAACUCUUUUCUGAAAAGAAGAACAAAGGUUUAGUUCCUCAAUACUUGACUCGUAUGGCACUCCUGGAAGAGUUCUUAAAAUAUCCAAACUUGAACAAUUGGAAAUCGAAAUAUUUCACAGUUCGUGUUGAGAGCAUUCUCCGUAGUUUGGAAGAGCAUUUGUAUAAAAAAGAUUUAAAGAAUAUUUUGACUGGGGUGAACAUCGUCGCCCAUCGUGCUAAAGACAAUCUUGGAGAACUCUUAGAUGAUGUAGAAAGAGUAAGGGUUGAAUUUAGAAAAUAUUUUAGCUAGAUAAUACGACCAUUUGACUUGCAAACAAAAGUAAAGUUACCUGACUAUAAAAAUGCACAGACGUUUUCAAAACCUGACUUGUAUCACACAUUAAUAUCAGACAGAUUAAAUUCAGAAGCCCACGUUCCUGGAAGUUGUUUUUUUGUUUGCUUUACUUACCACUAAA